AUGUUUCUGGACUAUUCUGGAUAUGAAGCCCUUACUGAAAUUAAUUCUUCCUUUGGGAAAUAUAUUUUGCUUUUACAGCAAUUUGAAGGUUGUUGGGCGUUGAAAGGCCGGCUCCAAAUGCUCAAGGAUCUCGGAAAAGAAUUCAAAGUAUUCGAGAAGUUAAAUGUGGAGCAUUUCAAGAAAUCUAACGACAUGGUUCAUAGAUUCUACACUAUGGUAAUCUCUCUGAAACAAAUUAUGGAGAUCGGGCCAUUAAUCAGGCGUAGCCCUGCUGUAUUAAUUGUGGAAUUUGAAUGUCCAGUAGAAGACUGCCUGGAUGAGUUGGACCCGCUGCAUCCGCUCAAUAAGGCCUACAUAUUCAUUUAUAAGCAAUGGACCUAUUACCAUCAAUACUACAUAGUUGAGAAAAUAAAGAAAUUGAUUCUAAAAAUGGCUCCGGUAAGGGAAGAUGAUUGGAGUGUCCUCCAUAAGGUUGUUUAUUGUGAUGGAUUCGCAGAAAGACGAUAUAAAAAGAAGAAAUACGUGGGUGAUGUUUAUAUUCCGCAACCGCUACUAAAAAGCAGUAGAAUCACCACUAUUUCCAGAUUUUCUCAACUUACUAAAAUUGUCAAAGUCAGGGUCUACAGAUUCAACACUACAGCACUCUGUGAUCCAGGAAAUUUGAGCAAAAAUAAUCUUCAAGUUCAAGAACUUAAAGAUAAAGACCUCCCAAAUCUUAUCUGGACUCUGGAACCUGAAAAAUUCUAUGUUGAUAUGAAACCCUACAGGAAAUACCUGGAAGGAAAGAAAGAAAGAGAAGAAACAGAGCUCAGGUUACAAGCUGAAAUACAGAAGAGAAAAAUUCAGGAGGAAAGCAAUGAGAGAGACAGUAAUGAGGUCAAUGUACCUCCAGGAUUGAAAAACAUCAUGAAAACCCCUCUUGCCAAUAGCGUUGUUAAUAUUUUUAAUAAUUACACCGCUGUCGUAACAGGUAUUGCAACAGUAGUAAGUGGAAAAAAUGAAGGCAUUUUACAAAAAGAUGGUGAUAUAUCAGAAACUACAAACAGUGAGUUGGUCCAACAGUCUAGAAGCCAAACUCAAAUUGAUUCAGAUACACCAAUAAACAGUGCAUAUUUUCGGCCAGGAUUCCAGGAUAACCAUGAACAUAACACUUCAUGGAAUACAACCAUGCGAGAUAUAGAUCCAGUCAAUAUGAAUGAACAAUGUGCCAGAGUUUGGAGAAAAGAGCAGCAAAUGCUGGGAUUGGAAAAGUCUAGAUUCUUUCGAAGAAAACUCCAAGAAGAUGGGACGGUAGUGAGAAAGAAACAGUCCAAGAAACAAGGAAAUAGUUCCGAAGGACGCAUAGAACUCCAGAACGUCAUUGUUGGAACGAAAAUAGCAUCUACUGCCGGUAACAAUAACAACUUGGGCAAAAAAUGCAAUAAAAAAGAAACUCAUGGCCUGGUCAGACAAUACCUUAAGGUUAAACUCAACAUUUUAUCUCCUGAAAACAGCAUUCAACAAGAAAAGGACAAUAAAAAAUACGUUGACGUAAUAAAAUAUAAUAUGAGCAAUAUUAGGAAGAUCAAUAACAUGUCCAAAAGGAAUGGAGAAACUGCACCCACCAACUUGACAGAUAUCCGCUUCAAAGAUGUUAUGACUGUAAAGUUUAGGGGGUUGAAGGCCAAAUUUAGAAGGUUCAAAAUAAAUACUUGA
Messenger RNA from Saccharomyces kudriavzevii IFO 1802, 1695 nucleotides. RefSeq lists its product as uncharacterized. Bases 1 to 1695 code for a protein of 564 amino acids. The transcript has a single exon. NCBI's taxonomy places the organism in Eukaryota, Fungi, Ascomycota, Saccharomycetes, Saccharomycetales, Saccharomycetaceae. The record is from RefSeq and is a predicted model, not a curated record.